CGGCCGCCGCCGCCAUGUCUUCCGGGGCCAGCGUGAGCACCCUGCAGCGCCUGGUGGAGCAGCUCAAGCUGGAGGCCAGCGUGGAGAGGAUCAUGGUCUCUCAGGCUGCGGCAGAGCUUCAACAGUACUGCAUGCAGAAUGCCUGUAAGGAUGCUCUGCUGGUUGGAGUUCCAGCUGGAAGCAACCCCUUCCGAGAGCCCAGAUCCUGCAUUUUACUCUGAAGACUUGGAAGAAGUUUGUUGAGAAAUGCCUUCGAGCACAAAGUAAUGAAUGACUGACUCCAAGUCUCAAGAAAACACUUUUCUUUAGCCAAAUGACUGAGACAUUUCAGACCUUUCCAGUGUCCUGAUCUUACAGCCAAAAUUCUACAGAAAUUAAUGAUUUUCUACUCAAAUAAGGAAACUGAGUGAAGAAAUAGAAUUGUUUUAAGUAAUAAUGGCUUGGUUCUUCUGAAGAAGUGCUUUGUAUUAAGAUAAAAACCUUACCACCAAAUAUACCAAAAUACACCUCUUUAAUAAGUGAGUUACUGGUGUUGCUAUACCUAGGAUAUCAUGUAUGUUUUAUUAACUGGAUGUUUACAUUUUAGGAAGGAAAACACUUUUGUUUAUUAAAAAAA
Messenger RNA from Ictidomys tridecemlineatus (thirteen-lined ground squirrel), 616 nucleotides. Its product is annotated as guanine nucleotide-binding protein G(I)/G(S)/G(O) subunit gamma-10. Gene Ontology annotation, molecular function: G-protein beta-subunit binding. Gene Ontology annotation, cellular component: heterotrimeric G-protein complex. Gene Ontology annotation, biological process: G protein-coupled receptor signaling pathway. The record is from RefSeq and is a predicted model, not a curated record. Lineage: Eukaryota; Metazoa; Chordata; Mammalia; Rodentia; Sciuridae.